This is a messenger RNA of Catharus ustulatus (Swainson's thrush), 2719 nucleotides long. RefSeq names its product transcription factor like 5 (gene TCFL5). Gene Ontology annotation, biological process: regulation of DNA-templated transcription; spermatogenesis. The transcript has 6 exons. Gene Ontology annotation, cellular component: nucleus. Lineage: Eukaryota; Metazoa; Chordata; Aves; Passeriformes; Turdidae. The record is from RefSeq and is a predicted model, not a curated record. The coding region runs from base 247 to 1824 and encodes 525 amino acids. Gene Ontology annotation, molecular function: DNA-binding transcription factor activity, RNA polymerase II-specific; RNA polymerase II cis-regulatory region sequence-specific DNA binding; protein dimerization activity.
UCGUGAGCAGCUGUGCUGGAGGGGGAGGGAGGGUCUCACCCGGGGGGGGAGACAUGGUCAGGGUGUCAGGUACCCCGCCAGCGGCAGCUUGGUCCCCGCUCCGUUACCUCGCCAAUCAGUGUUAAGUGCAAUUUUUUCUGCCUUUGGGUUUUGUUUAUUUUUUAAUGGAUAGUACUGACAAUUGUUGAAGGUUUUAUGGUUUUCUGUUGAAAGGGACAUUGGUAACUGAUUAGGUUUGCCGUAGCCAUGUCAGGAUCAGCCCCCGAGGAGCCUCAGACCAUUCCUCAGAGCCCAGCUAGUGUUGCUGACCCCGCUCCCGUUGCUGUCGGACCUGCAGGCUCAAGUGACAGUUCCUUUGGUGAGCAAAACCUUGGCUUCGCCACCCCCGAGGCCAGCCUGGUGGAGAUGAUGGACAUUGAGUACACCCAGCUGCAGCACAUACUUUGCUCGCACACGGAGGCGCAGAGUAGUGAAGGUGAAGUGGAAGCCAGGCUCAGCGCUUUCUCCUCGCCUGGCCCCUCUGCAGACCCCCCUCUGCAGCAGCCCUCCCCCAGCACCAGCCAGGACGGGGGCUCAUCCAGCAGCUCUGGGAACCAGUCGGUCUGCCCAGUCACCUGUCAGUCAGGGGUGCCUUGUGACAGCUACUGGCCGAGUUCUAACCCACACCUGGGCUAUGCUGACUUGCAGGAGCUCAGGAUGAUGUUACUUAGCGAGUCCAACCUCCCCGUGAGCCAAAGGGAGAAAGCGCCCAACAGUAGUAGCUCUGUAGAAGUCUCGGGAUGCAGUGUAGCAAAAGCUAAACAGGGUGAAAAUUUCUUGGGGGAGAAUAAGGAAAACAUAUUUGUUGAAAAUUCGGCACUGGCACCAGAGGUUAGAUCUAAACCUGCAGUCAGAGCUCGGUUGGAAGACAGAUUCAACAGCAGCCCGACAGAAAACCCCAGAUGUCAAGAACCCCAAGAAUCUGGAGUAACUCUUAACAAUUUAGUGACAUUGAUCCGCCAGCCCUCAGAAGUGGUGGGUGUUCCUCUUCACCAGCAAGGGAACAGGUGUGCUGCACUAGGGAAAAAUAAAGCUGCACCUGCCACACAUUCCUUACCAUUUACUUACCCGUUCUUUACCAUGAAUGCAUGUUCUGCUGCUGGAAGUGCUAACCCUUCCCAAGCACAGACCUGUGGAACAUCUUGCACUAUUUUGGAAGCUGCCAAACAUCAAGACCUUGGGAUACCCAAGACAUUCCCUUUUCUCUAUCAGGAAGUUGAAUCCACAAAACAGACAGUAGGUGCUAUAAAUAAAGCUUUGCCUGAGGAAGUUUGGAUUAAAGUUGGAGACACCUUAUGCAAGCAAGCCAUAAACAGAAGUUGCAGCCGGAUAAAUCUGUUGGAUGCAAACAUGGAUCGCAAACCUCUCGGUGAGAUUCGGAACGCCCGGGACAACAACCAGAGCACUGCAGCUGCCCAGGGCCCCUGGCAGUCAGCACAGCCCAGCUCCAGUGUGCAGGUACAAAGUGGUUCCCAGGAUGGAAGCGCCCAGAGAAGGGAGAGGCACAACCGCCUGGAGAGAGACAGGAGGCGCAGGAUCCGGGUUUGUUGUGAUGAGCUCAAUCUCCUCGUUCCCUUCUGCACGAUUGACACUGACAAGGCAACAACUUUGCAGUGGACAACUGCAUUCCUCAAGUACAUUCAGGAAAGGCACGGCGACUCCCUGAAGCAGGAAUUUGAGACUGUAUUCUGUGGUAAAACAGGUAGGAGACUAAAAAUUGGAAGACCAGACUCGUGUGUAAUGUGUCCAGCACAGGAAAACCGCACAGCUAUGGAGACCAAAUAACCUGACCUGCCCACCCUGAAUUGGGUGACAAUUGUCCAAACUGUGUUUUAUUCUUUUUAUUUACAUGCUGAAUAGGAAUUUUAAAGUGUAACUUGUAAAUAUGUAUAGAUAUGAAAUUUAAAGGAAAUGUUCUUUAUUGCAAUUGGAAGUUACCUACCAGCAGUGGAAAUCAGUGCCCUGUUCAAGAGGCUUUGGGACCAGAAGCUACAAGAAAAUGUCAUAACUAAGUAUUUUAACCCUUUAGUUAUAGAAAAAUUUGCUUGUCAUCCUGCUUUGGGGUCUUAUUUAAUUGUUUACUUGUACUUUCUUUUUUAAAGAUGAUGCAGUACAGAUUGGAAGGGUUCUAGAACAUCCAUCUGCCUAUCAUUUUAAUGGCUAGAUGCAAAAUCAUUCUUCCAGUGUGGAAAGAAACUAAAGUUACCAUAUUAUAAUGCCCAUUUUUCCCUUUAAAAUGUAAAUAUUGUAUUGGUUAUUUGGACAAGUGCAUAGUUUCUAAACUGUGUGUAUUAUGAAUUUUGCAUUUGCAUGCAUAUUUAACAUAAUUAGCUCCAAAGAGUAGUGCAAUGCUGUUGGCAUUUUUAAAUUCAGUAUUAUUUUUAAUGUCUGCCACACAACUGUCCAACAGGUUCUUGUGUUGUUACUUUAGACCAAAAAUGGCAUAUUUUAAACAGUAGAUAUUUAAAUGAACAAACUAUUUUUAUAUUUAAAGAGAAAUAUGAUGCUUUGUUCAUAGGCUUUGGCAUAUAGGACAGAAAUAGAACUGACUGUGAGCUGAGAGUGGCUUUAUUAAUUUUUUAAAAUAGAUGAUGCUAGCAAGUUUUAAAGUAUAAAAAGUUCUACCAAAAUUAAUACUGGUUUAAAUCACGGAUAAGAACAAUUGUGCAGCAAUUUAUGU